GGCGCCGGGGGUGUGAUGAACAGUGACUGGCAGACCGGCGUGUUUGACUGCUGCGACGACCUGGGGAUUUGUAAGUAAUCACUCUCCUCCCCGACUCCCAGAAUGCAGGCUCCUGACCUAAUAAAACCUGUCGGCCUCUCCUGUCACCGAGCUCCCACUCUGUGGCCAACUCGGAGUCACAAGUUGCAAGCCCAUGGGUGGGUUUAGCCACCAGAUGGGUUUUGUUUGUCCUGUACAUGAUGAACUUGCUUCAUGUGGUAAUUUAAAAAUACCAGGGAACGCCUCAAAAUCAGAUUUCACGCAUACAGAAAGGUCUGGCUUUCCAAUCUAGGUUUCCAACUUCUCUCAAAAAUUGGAAAAUUUGGCAAGGUGAGCCUUCAUCACACAGGGCAGAGUUCAGCUGCUUCUUAACAUGAGCCAAUCCCAUUAAAAGAGAGUCUCACUCUAUAGUUGGCCGUAUUUGCUCAUGCCCGCUAUUGGCUAUUUUGUGGGGUUUUUCCAGUCUAUUCCACUCACUUUACCUGCAUGACCUUGAGUCAGUGACCCUUGUCGAGAUCCUUCGCCGUCUGCCAUUUUUCAGCUCCUUGGGCUCACCGCCCUCUGGACGCGUUGCUCCGUCUUCUGCUUCCCUCUUGCUCUCUGACGAGGCUGCUCCGUGCGCUCUGGCUCUCAAGGCCGACUCCUGUCACUGCCUCACUCAGAAAGCACCACAGGCUUUUAGCUUUCCUGACUUCUACUUCUUUCCCACCACAAAGCACACUUUGGAGUGAGAAGACUUUUUCCGGAGCCAUCGGGUUGCAGACGUUCUCUGUGGGGCUCCUCCUGACCUCAGGCGUGAGGAACAGCCUCCUUUUUCCGGGGGUGAUGGAAGUUCCCAGAUCUUUGGCCUUUUGCUUAAAAACAGUCAUCAAAGAACUGCUGACUCUCUCAUCGUAUCUAGGGUACCGCACACCACAACUCCACCCCGGCGCUUUUCAAAAAUAGACUUUCACUCAAAGCAUAUCUGAGAACAGUUUCCUGUUUGUUGUCACUUUCUCGAGCCCUUUCUGGGCCUUGCAGGGCGUCUCUAAAGCGGAGCCGCACUCAAGUCUGUAAACGGCCGAGAGCAAAAUCCCGUCCGUUCUGGGCACGUCCGUCCUCCUAACAGUGAUGGGGUCCUUUUGCCCGAACGACCUUCUAGAAUCUGUUUUGGCUCAUUGUCCCUAAUGAUUUGUUCACUCGGUGUUUUGACACUCAACACACCCCCCAUGGCUUUAGAGGGCUUCUCAGACAUCCUGACGCCACAGAUUUCCGCCCCAGGCGGGACCCUAUGUCACAGGGCAGGGCAGAAGGAUCAUGCGGAGGAGCUUCUGCAGUUAAAUCAGACCCGGUACAGUGACUCACGAGUCACCCCCAGUUGCUGGACGGAGGGCCCCAGAAGCCAGGCAGAAAAAGCCAGACGACAAACACUGCUUUCUCCGGGGCCCAUUAGAGCCGUCUCUGGAGCCAGCAUCUUUCGGAAAGACGUGAUUUCGUUGCCAGCGAGACGACUCUCACUAACUCCUCUUUGUGGCUUCCCCUUGCACGCAGGCCUCUGCGGCACUUUCUGCCCCCUGUGCCUCUCGUGUCAGAUCGCCUCCGACAUGGACGAGUGCUGCCUGUGCGGGGCCAGCGUGGCUAUGAGGACCUUGUACAGGACGCGCUACGGCAUCCCGACCUCUAUUUUAACAUAGUUUCAAACUUGAAGAGAAGCCGCAGAAGUCAUAAAUGGGAAAAAAAGGAGAAACGAUACUAGGGCUUCCUGAGCACCCCCACCCCACGCCCCGAAUCCUGAAACCCUGCCUCUUCCUUUCAUUUCCCGCCUCCACCUCUUUGUCUAGUCUCUGUUUGGGAACAUCGAUAGGAAACAACAGACUUGACGUCCUAUAGCAUCUCUACGGCACCACGCAUUUCUUCAUUUCUGUAACCAUAAUGCAAUGAUCGAAAUCAGGAAUUUAACACGGAUAUGGUACUAUUCGCUAAUUUGUGGGUCUUAUUUAAACUUUACCAAUUAACCCAACAACAUUCUGUGGAUGAGAAGAAAACCACAAGUUCUGUUCGAUUGUCAUUCCUCUUUAGUCUACUACAAUAGGGAAUAGUUUCUCAGUCUUUCCUUGCCUUUCCCCCGCCCCAAGUAUAGACCAUUUAUUUUGCAGACUGUCCCUCCGUUUGGUGUGUCAAAUAUGUCCUCGUGGAUAUAUUUAGGGUUUACGCUUUGACAGAACCUCCACAGAACUGAUGUAAUAGUCACUGUGCUUCCUAUCAAGAUGCACACGCCAUCACUGUAUCCCAUUAUGGUUGUUUCCUUUGAUUACUUAGUUAAGGGAGUGUCCGCCGUAAGGUUCUCCACCUUCUGGUGAAGUUCUCCACCGAAGGUUGCCAUUUUCCCCUUCGUAACGAGUAAGGACCUGGUAGAGAGACGUGAGCACCCUGUUCCUCAUAGUCCUUCAGUCACUGGGACUAACGUCCACUGAAGCUUCUCGCCUGAAUCAGUGAUUACUAUGAUGGCUGUUCACGGCAGAGCUCGUGCUCUAUUGGGAGAAGAUUGCUACACUGUGACUCAGUAAAAACCUUAUAGGAUGCUAAUAAGUGGCACAGAAAAAAAUAAAACAAAGAAGAGGAAUAAAGAAUGUUGAAGCA
This is a messenger RNA of Mustela erminea (ermine), 2658 nucleotides long. RefSeq names its product placenta-specific gene 8 protein-like. Gene Ontology annotation, biological process: positive regulation of transcription by RNA polymerase II. Lineage: Eukaryota; Metazoa; Chordata; Mammalia; Carnivora; Mustelidae. The transcript has 2 exons. The record is from RefSeq and is a predicted model, not a curated record. Bases 1206 to 1712 code for a protein of 168 amino acids.